AAAUAGAGCGGGGAUCAAUUUUUUGUACGAAGCAACGGUUUUAUAGCCAUGUGGUCAUGCCUGUAGCAAGCUCGAAUGUAAUGUACUGAAGAACUUCGCUGUGCCUUUGAAAGAGAAUUGAUUAUUUACUUCGACGAACGCGACAGUAGUGCUUUGCGAUAUCGGUACCUUUUUUUUCCCUCCCUCGCUGGUGUUCUGUCAGCAGUAGCGCUUCGCUUGACGUAAUAACAUUGAGCUACCUCGUUUGACAUGCUUGAUGUGUCGGACGUUCACAUAGAUGCUUCCAGCGUUUUGGAUGUAAAAAAAACGUUGUCUAACAACAUGAUAGAUGUUAGAGCGUGCAAUAAACCAGUAGAGAAGUUGUGAGUACUUUGCUUGCUCCCCCCAGUAGUAUGUUGUUCUAACGCACUUGGCAGUCUAGCAAGAGCGUGUGGAUACAAUGACAAACACACAGCUGUGGUUUCGUGGUGUGCGGAGCUCCAAGUUCCGCCACGUGUACGGAGCCCCAGCGAAACGCGAGCACUGCUACGAAAACAUCAAGAUAACGAAAAAUGCACACGAUGGCCAUUUCUGCGCAGUCAACCCGAAAUUUGUCGCCGUCGUUACGGAGGUUGCAGGUGGGGGCACUUUUGUUGUGCUGCCAAUUUCUGAGACUGGUCGCUUGGAUUUUAAUGCCAGCAGGGUAACAGGCCACAGGGGUCCUGUCCUCGACAUUAAGUGGAAUCCUUUCAACGACAACAUCAUUGCAUCAUGUUCUGACGACUGCACGGUGAAGCUGUGGUACAUACCUGACAAUGGAUUGGCCACACACCUCUCCGACUGGAUCGUGGACCUGCAUGGGCACAAACGCCGUGUCGGCUAUAUCGAGUGGCACCCGACGGCAGAGAACAUCCUCGUCAGUGCAGGCUUUGACCACCUGAUGAUUGUCUGGGACGUGGGGAGCGGCGAUGCGGUAAACGUGAUAGACUGCCAUCCCGACGUCAUCUAUUCCAUGUCGUUCAACCGUGACGGCUCACUCAUCGCAACGACGUGCAAGGACAAGAAGCUCAGGGUCAUUGAGCCACGGAAAGGCAUAGUGUUUUCGGAAGGGGUAUGCCACGCAGGUACCAAGGCAUGCAAGGCGGUGUUCCUGGGCAACACGGGCCGCAUCCUGACUACGGGCUUCUCCCGCCACUCGGACCGGCAGUAUGCCGUGUGGAGCCAGAGCGAUCUGUCCCAGCCGCUCUGCAUAGAGACCAUCGACAGCUCCUCGGGGGUGCUGUUCCCCUACUACGACCACGACACCCGUGUGCUGUUCCUCGCAGGCAAGGGAGAUGGCAACAUCAGGUACUACGAGGUGGUUGACCAGGCCCCAUGGCUGCAUUAUUUGAACCAGUUCCUGUCUGGAUCUCCCCAGCGUGGCUUGGGAUUUAUGCCAAAGAGAGGCUGUGAUGUUCACCAGUGUGAGAUUUUCCGGUUCUACAAGCUUCAUGCAACAAAGGGGAUGUGCGAGCCAAUUUCUAUGAUAGUACCUCGCAAGAGCGACCAGUUCCAGGAUGACCUGUACCCGGACACGGCAGCUCCAACACCGGCGCUCUCUGCCCAGGAGUGGCUGAGUUUCAAGAACAGGAACCCGGUGCUGAUGUCAAUGAAGACAGGUGAAAAGUCAACAAAAGCCGCCGAAGACACAGUGUGUCCUUUCCAGGACUGUAAAGGUGUGACAGUACACACGCACAAACCUCGAGUCCGUCAGCCGCGGGACAACGUGCUCCCCAUGGCUAACAACAACAACAGCCGCAAGUUUGCCUUCCUCUCCCAAGAGACGGUGCCAGAUUACCGGCCCAUCGAUGUUAAGGUUAGCCCUCCUACAGAGAAGAGCCAGAAGACGGAAAGCAACCAAACCACAAAAUUCCAGCAGCUGCAACAGAUGUUUGCAAACAGAGCAUCUGGACAGGUCAGUACGCAAAGCAACCAAACCACAAAAUUCCAGCAGCUGCAGCAGAUGUUUGCAAACAGAGCAUCUGGACAGCCAAAUAAUAACUUGUUGAAUGAAGAAUACAAGCGAUCGUCAGAGGAGAGGGAUGAAGUUAUCGCUUUGGAUGGAAGUCCAAAGUCUCAAAACCAGUUGCAGCGGGCGUACUCUCGGCAGUGCGAAGAGCUCAAACUUCUCAAAAAGCAGCUGGCAAACCGUGAGAGGCGCGUCUCAGAGCUGGAAGAGGAAGUGCAGCGGCUGCGCAAGGCACUCGGCAAGUAGAGACGUGCAGCAAGGAGCUGUGGAUCGGAAGCUUUCGAUGUUACCAGGGGGGGUCCCGGCGAUCCCCUGCUUACUGUUUUUAAGCUGUUUUAACACUAUUUACAUUUUAUGACCUAGCUUUGACUAGGUGAAGAGGCAAUUGACUGCAUUAGCUUAUCGACGUUCCUGUCACUAUUACGCGGGCUGUUUUGUAAGUGCUGAAGAUCAGUGACAAAUGUUGGGCACUUAAACAGAGCUACAUUCUGCUUCUCACACGUUUUGGAGGAAGCUAGCAGAACAUUGCCAGCAAAGCCAUAUUCUCGGUGCACGUGCGCACACAAUCAAUCAGUUCGAGAGUAGUGUAAUGUCAGUAUUUCGGCGAUAUUCCUUGCUGUGUUGCUUUGCUGUAACAAAGUUUCUUAUGAUAUGCAAGUAACUGUUCUAGUAUUACAUUUUUGAUAACAGUGAAUUGAAAGAAGUGAGUCACAUCAUUUAUGUUAAUUUCUAACUCACUACACAUGGAGUAAAUUAAAAAUACUGUUUAAAUGUCUGUAUGAAUCAUAUGAAACAUUUUUUUGUAAUUUGUUUUUGCUAUUCAUGUCUUGACAUGUGGUGUCCUUUUCGUAUAGCGCCAGGAGUUCUGGAAGACUUUCUUGCCCCUUUGUAAUGAAAAGUUGCUUUGUAAUAAGUUACCAAAAUAGGAAUAAACAGUAAAAAUGUUUGUAGGUUACAUGUAUGAUGUGUAAUAUUAUUGGGAUUUAUUUCAUCUGUAACUAACAGUAUAUGCCUCGUACUAAAUUCAUACCAUUACUACUUGAUGUACUUAAAUAAAUUUGUACACAAGAUACCUAAAAGGAAAAAGAAACAACUGUGUUGGAAUAAAAAGUGUUGAAACUUGAAAGAUAUUAAGGAGAGGUACAGAAAGACAAUAGCUCUGUUAAUCUUAAGUUUUUGUUCAUGUAUUUAAACUCGAAUCAGUUUUUUCAUUACUUUUUUAUAAAGAACAAUUUAAAAAAAUCCACUUAAAGAUUUAAUUCUAUAGCUGUCAUAAAUUGAAUUGUACAAGAACACUAUUAACCAAAAAACUUACAAUUGUGAAAAUGUGGAUUUUAUUCUUCCUGACAAUAGCUUCAGCUAUUUUCAUAUCUCCCAAUGUUAAUAUUCUUAAUCAUAAAAAUUAUUUAACUGUACAGUAUGUUGGCAAGAAAUUUGUGUGAAACUGCUUGGCAGGAAAUCUUUAUCAUUUGGCAUUUUAGCUCAGGCUGAUGACCUUAAAAUAUAGCAUUUUUCCUACCAAAAUAAAUUAUACAGCCAUGAGGUAGGAAAAGUAUAACUACUGAAAUUCCCAAAUUAUUCUUGUGCAUUGUUGUGUAAAAUAAUUAGUUAUUGUAUUUCAUUGGGUGCAUUUAAAUUGCAAGCAGGUGCUUGAUUUAUUUGCACUGUUAAAUUACCUUUUUCUGCAUAAUUGUGUGUUUAAUUGAAUUUGUGACAACCUGUUUUAUAUUUGAUAAAUUCACACAUGUAUAUCUGUCUGAUUAAAAACUGAACCGAAUUUGCUUCAGGUAUCUGGGUUAUUCCCAGUCUAGCACACAGUUUCAGCUUGUCUCUUUUCUUCUGCCAUUUAUUUUGCUGAGAGAGUUGUUUUGCUAAUGGGUUGUGUGUGUAGUACUUGUAAAAUCUUGCUCUGCUGAUUUUAUUUGCCAUAUCCGUAUUGCACAUCUGCAGAGUGGAGACAAGUAACAAAAUAUGAGAUUAAAAAUGUGUUAUUGUAUUGUAGAAUGUAAUUAGUGUAACUUUGCAGCUGGUAAAUAGCUGCUAUUCUCUGAAAUUUUGAAAAUCUUAAUGAAACUAACGUACCAUUAAUAUAAAUAUUGGUUACAUUUUGUAAGUAUAUAUUUGAUACGAGUUUCAUUUAAGAAACAGAAUAGCUUAGAUCAGAGGUUUAAAGAGUAAAGGAAAUUGGGAAGUAUUGCUUGAAGUUGGUUUUAAAUAAGUAAGUGAUGUUUGCAAAAAAGAUUCUGGGAAAGCUAAUAGAGGCUGGUCAGUUACCAAAGAUUGAAAACUGUCUUUCAUAAAUAAGGCACAACUUUGUGGUUCUCAAGCUAUUUGUGGGUGAUACAGACUGGAAGUUUCACAGAAAUUUGAUUGCAUUUGGUAGGCUUCAUGUUCAGUUUUUGAAUACGUCAUAGAGCAGGUUUUCCUUCUAAACAUUAGGCCUGGUAUUGAAUAACAGGUGUUGUAGAAUACCACAGCUCUCUGAAAUUUUGAUUAAGCAGACAUUUGUAUAAUGAUCCCUUUGGGAGAGAAGAAGGGGAGAAACUUCAGGAUUACACAUUAUAACAAAGCUAUUUGCAGAAUGUGGGAAAUAUUUCAUUUUUGCGUAUGUCAGGUUUGUCUUUCUUUCCUUUCUUGAUUGAUUCUCGAACAGAAUGUGUUCAGACAAUGUAACUUAAAAAGCUCAUAAAGUAAAAUUGUACUGCCUCCACUACUUCAGUUCUGUACCUGUAACAAAUCUAUGUUAAUGGAUGUGGGGACCAUUUUGUUGUUGAUUUUUUGGAAUUGGGAAGGUGACACUAUGAGAACCCAGUAGAAGUGAUAAAUUAUUUCAUGUACUGUAGUAUUCUUGGCACUAAUUGUUCCUUGAAUAAAGUCAGGCUAUGACAUAUUCUUCUGUCAGAACUCUCCAUACAAUCUCAGGGGAUGUAUCUUCUACAAAAGCUGUUAUUCAGAAGAGUGUACUGGUCACAGAUAGUCAUCCAAUUUUCUGUGGUUCCACUUUAUAAUGAGACUUAGCAUGCAUUCCAUGCCAUGACACGUGUAAUUUAGACACUUUCAAUGUUUGAAGCUUAAUGUUGUCAAAAAAAUUUGCAGGCUUGCUACACUAUACAAAGGGGUCAAAUAAUUUGAAAUAUUUAACUCUUAUAUGGAGAUAUAGAGACAACUUGUUCUUUUUCAUUUUUAAAUAGAGCAACUCUUCAAAGAUAAAAAUGAUUAUAUAUUGCAGAGUGGUGCCAAGUGUGGUCCUAACUGUGGCAGGAAGUUAGCUGGACCGCAUGUCAAAAUAUAGUUGCAUUAAAAUGUGUUUGCAUUGUUGUUGCCGGCUGCUGUGGCCGAGCGCUUCUAGGCGCUUCAGUCUGGAACCACGCGACCGCUGCGGUCGCAGGUUCAAAUCUUGCCUGGGGCAUACAUGUGUAUGGUGUCCUGCACUGUUGUUUGGUAGUUUAAGCAUAGAAAUAUACAACAGAAAAUGUGACUGCUAGCUGUUAAUUUAAAAUGUAAGAGAUCAGUGCUAACAGUAAAAAUGAUGAAAUAAACAUCUGAGGGGUUAAGAUAUCAAAAAUGUUAAGAGUAAUUUCUGUUGGGUCUUAUCCUGUACAUUCAAUACACAAAGUUACAUGAAAAAUAUAUUUUUUUUCUUUCAUGUAGUUGCCAGAUCAGCUUUAUUAAUAUCCUUUCUUUAGAAAAGAAAGUUUAAAUUUCUGAUGUAGGUAAGUUGAUUGAAAAGCAGUCAAACAUAUUAUUGAAGUGUGUCAAAAGUCUUGUUACACACAGACAGACAUAAACUAAAUUAGUGUGGGGCAAAGUGCAUGCAAGUAGUCAUUAUUUGUGGCUGAGCAAGAGGAAUGUGGUUCCAGGAUCGCUGAUGAUCAUGAUAUUGCGCUGGAAACAUGAGAAGCAGAAGCCACUUUUGUAUUCUGGUACCAGUGUCUUCAGUGACCAUUUGAAGAAUUCAUAACACUGCUCUACUUGGAACAAUAGCAACGUAUACCUUGUUUCUACCCCAGUCUCUUUCUUAGAUGUAAACAUGAUGCUGGUACUUUCACCUGGAUUACAGUUUGCUUGUCAUAUAACAGCUGUCAAUGUUCCUCAGUGAAGCUCCUCCCCAAAAAAAGGUGGGAAAUUUAUGAACUAAAAAGAGAAGGGUACAGUUACAAUGCAGUUUGGGAACUUCGCCAACCAAAUGUUGUCCCUCAAACUGCUCAGUUAGUUAACCAUAUAUGAAAUUAAUUUACAGCUUGUUUUUGGGUACCCACCUGUAAGACCUUUGGCUGUCAUUUGUUUAAGGAAAAAUGUGCCUAGGUAUGAUAUAUUACCACAAAACUGUAGUGUGUACUUAAACAUUUAGUAGUGCUACCCCCCCCCCCCCUCUCUCUCUCUCUCUCUCUCUCUCUCUCUCUCUCUCUCUCUCUCUCUCUCUCUCUGAUUUACAUAUCAGCAUAUAAGAGCACAUUCAGUAGAAGGUUUAAGCUUCGGCAGCUUAGCAAAGAAGACUGAUUUCUGCAGUAUUUACCAGUCACACACACCAUUCUGUUUGACUAUUUUGGGAUGAAGUAAAGAAAAGGUUUUGGAAAGAGACUGAGAAAGUUGUCAGUGUAGGGGAAUAGAAUUUAUAUCCCUUGUCCUGUACAACUUUUUGUUUGAUAUGGUCUUUUCUUAUCUUAGCCAGAAAGAAUGAUUUCACAGUUUCUGAUAUGGGAACUUGAGUGGAAUUUUCAGAACUUUACACCAAAGUACUUUGCAUUUAACUCUAAGAGUAUAUUCUAGAUGUUAAUAGUUAUUAUUUGUGUUAAAAAUAUUUUUGUAACACAUUUUCUUAUGAGACAAGGCUAGUUGUAUAAGUAAGUAGGUGAGCCAAAGAAUAUGCCAGAGGUAAUAUCUUCUGGACGGAGUCUGUGAUUGUGUAGUGAAAAGGGAAAUGUAGGUAUGUGAAGUGUGUUUCUGUGGGUAAUGUUUGGGACUGAUUGUCAUGGAAUUUGUACUACCAUAUGAAAAUGUAAUGUAAUAGCCACAUCUAAAGCUUGUAUAGGAAUUGAGGUGUGUGCAGUAAUGUGUAAAUACAUUAAACAAUGUACCUGUGAGUAGUGGUUACGUCCAUAUCUGUUCAGUCUGGUUGCUGUAGUGUAUUCAAAUUGUCUGAUAGUAUAGUUGGGUACACCAGGCAUAGGGUGUUCAAAUCAUCUUCAUUUUGUACAGGAGUACAUGGAAAAAUACCAUAGUGUGUUCCUCACAAAAGAAUGUCUCAGUUGCAAACUGCUUGUGUUCAAGCUACAAGUCAUCUGCCCAGGUGUUUGUUUUCUGCUGUAAAAACAAAAUUUAUUGGGAUGUCAUUACCUAUAGUUUUUGCCAUGUGGCAGCAUUAUGUACCUUUUUGAGUGCACACUGCCGCAGUCAGUGCAGAGUUGUAAGACACCAAAUACAAAAUGUUUCAGUACCAGCAUGCACAUUUAUUUGGACGAUGAAUACUUCAUUUGCUGUACAUACAUGUUCAUACUAACACUAAAUCAGGUCACAUACCUCCCCACAAUAAUUACUGAGAACACGGUUAUAUUAGUCUGGAUUUACAAUUAUAAUUCCACUUCAAAUAGGCUUAAACAGUAAAUUAGGACAUGAAGUUGCAAGUAGAAAAUUAUAAUUCGUGUGUGCAUCACAUUAAGGUGCUUAAUUCAAACAGUUGUACUUGAAUAACUUACAUGCACAAAUCCUAACAUUGUAUUCUUGAUUCAAACAUUCCAUUUUUUUAAUGCAAUGGUGACAAGUUUGCUCAUGGAUAUGCAUUUAUGAAACAAAUUUAUAUAUGUGUUGUAAAAUUUGUGUGAGGGUAAUUACUUUGUGUAAAGUGGUCCACAAUCUUUGUAAACGAUUGUAAUAUGAAGAGGAAACAUUGCCAUGUUAGAAAUAUUUGCUUCUGAGCGACACAAAAUGUGUGUUGCAUGCUUUUGGCAAUCAUGUUUUGACACUUUCUGUAUGUCAUAGUUUCAGGUGUUUCAAAGAUAUGCUUUACAGUAGUUGGCAAUGCAGUGUCACAGCUGUCUAUUUUUCAUAACCAUGUACUUGUGGUAAAUACAGUCAUUUUCUCAGUGUGUCAUGAAUGCUUAAUUAAAAAUAAAUCAAUGGAAAAAAUAUUA
Schistocerca cancellata (South American locust) is the source of this 8118-nucleotide messenger RNA. RefSeq names its product coronin-2B-like. Gene Ontology annotation, biological process: actin filament organization. Gene Ontology annotation, molecular function: actin filament binding. The record is from RefSeq and is a predicted model, not a curated record. The transcript has 14 exons. Lineage: Eukaryota; Metazoa; Arthropoda; Insecta; Orthoptera; Acrididae. Bases 440 to 2233 code for a protein of 597 amino acids.